AUGUGGACUGAAAAAGAUGAAGAGAAUGACGCUAGUGUUUGUAACGGGCCAGCGGCUGUCAACCCCAUGGUCGUCACGGAUGACAGGAUCCUAGCUGUCGCAAGUACUGCAGCGGCUGCAACGCCGUCGAUAUCCAAUCUCAACGUGACGCAGUCGAAGAAAGUCCAUAUAGGCCCCAAGUUCGUCUCUGUUACGCAGAAUGUUCAGAAUGCGGAGAUGGUCAAAGGCCGUAUUCUUGGCCUCGAAUUGGUGUCGUCAAAAAGUUCGCGCAGAUUACGCUGCAGCGUGGCCGUCUUCGUAUGUUGGGCAUUUCUUGUCGCUUCCGGGCUGGCGAUAUACCUCAUCUACUUGGCCAUACCCCGCCAACACUCUCGGCUAGACAUUGGUUUAUCGGAGCCCUGGUAUCUCCGACGGGAAGAUUGGCAAGCGAUGCCCGCAUACAGCCACGAGUUUCUCACACUCCCCGUAACUGUUGUCUUAAUCGGCCAUUCGGCUACUCGACACUGUAGCCAAAAGUACGAAUGCAUAGAAGUUAUGCUAACAAUACAACAGGAUCACUUACGGCGGGAUAUGUUGGAUAUUGGGCCUAACUUUCUGGUCGGUGGUAAAGGAUUUAUAUUUGAGGGUAGAGGCGCUAACAUUUUAAGUGCAAUGGUAGCGUCCUGGAACAGACGUAGUAUAACUAUCAUGUUUAUAGGAAACUACGUGAACGAUAUGCCUGACGAUGCCCAGUUCCAUCACUUAAACAUUCUUUUAGACAGACUUGUCACACUGGGCGUAUUAGAUCCCAACUUUGCUGUGUACGGACAGUGUCAAGUCCAGCCCUUAACAGUACCUCCAGGACCACAUAUCAUGGCUGCCAUGGACAGAAUUCAUAAUUGGAACCCCGUUAACGACACUAGAUAGCUCUCCUGUCCGAAAUACCUGUGGGACAUCGUUAAGAACAGUUCGCGAACAGAGAGGAUCUCUUGUGGAAUCGCACUCAUGGUUUUAAUCACAUGUAUAGCACUUAUUCUGUACUUCACAGUACUCACAGCGAACUCAGCUGAACAAUACAUAGAUAAAGCGCCGCACGAAUGGAGGAUAUCCCGGGAAAUGUGGUUGGCCCAGCCGUACAACUACACUUACACACUUGACAAGUUUGAGCCAUUAAUGCUGGUGAUCAUCCAGCACACCGUCAGCCCUCGCUGCUCCAGAUUCAUCGUAUGCGCUGCAGAAUUACGCAACAUGCAAAACUAUUUUAUUGGGACCUACGACUAUGAUAUACCGUAUAAUUUUCUGAUCGGCAACGACGGUCGAGUGUACGAUGGCCGAGGCUGGAAUAUAGAGGGAGCUCACACAUUCGGCUACAAUAGAUGCUCUAUAGGAAUCGGUUUUAUAGGUGAUUAUCGCGGAGACAUGCCAAACCAUUCUACAGUCACCGCCGCCCAGCUGAACAGAACGAGAAUGCUCUUAGACGAGGGUGUACGGUUAGGCCACCUCCGGAAAGAUUACCAGAUCGUCGGCGCAAAAGAUCUCAGAUCAACUGCCAGUCCUGGUUCCAUACUCUACAACGCGAUACGCAGGUGGCCUAACUACGAUACCAAGAACCGCUUCGUCAACUUGACGUGUGAACAAAUGGAGGAACAAUUUGGCAAUACGCCUUUAGUCAAUUAA
This is a messenger RNA of Leptosia nina, 1656 nucleotides long. The record is from the annotation of a GenBank genome assembly. Lineage: Eukaryota; Metazoa; Arthropoda; Insecta; Lepidoptera; Pieridae.